Molecule: messenger RNA, 360 nt
Organism: Rodentolepis nana
Lineage: Eukaryota; Metazoa; Platyhelminthes; Cestoda; Cyclophyllidea; Hymenolepididae
Source: the annotation of a GenBank genome assembly
AUGGAGAAGGCCUGGAGUGAUACGCACGAAGCGGACCUUCUUGAUUCAGAGGCUGCCCAUCUGAGCAUUACUAGUGGCAACACGCAAUAUUAUGCUGGAGAAGCCAGGGCAUGGCCUCAAGCAGCACAAUCAACACCAACUUCCUGGAUGCAACAUGCUCACGACCUCAUUCUGGUCUCUGAGGAGCAAAGAAGGGCCUCUUGCUACCUCUCUGAUUUGGUUGAGAAACUUCUAAUUUCAACUGAGAAAACUAUCAUUGCACAGAAGGAUCGCGUCAAUGUUGCCUUGCUGAAAAGGCUGGAGGAAUAUGAGUUUGAAAAGCAGGAAUUAAUUAGCAAACUUGGAAGGGUAAUCUCUUGA